Messenger RNA from Mytilus trossulus (common blue mussel), 1788 nucleotides. RefSeq lists its product as uncharacterized. The record is from RefSeq and is a predicted model, not a curated record. The coding region runs from base 1 to 1788 and encodes 595 amino acids. The transcript is spliced from 3 exons. Gene Ontology annotation, molecular function: nucleic acid binding. Lineage: Eukaryota; Metazoa; Mollusca; Bivalvia; Mytilida; Mytilidae.
AUGGAUCUAUCUAAGGCUUUCGAUUGUCUCCCUCACGAUCUUCUACUGCUUAAGCUUGAAGCAUAUGGUCUUUCAACUUCCUCAUUAAAACUCAUUAAAAAUUACUUAUCUAACAGGAAACAAUGUGUUCGAGUUGGCUCUAGUCUGAGCAAUUGGCAAAACAUAUACAAAGGAGUACCACAAGGUUCUAUUCUAGGUCCUAUACUGUUUAACAUCUUCAUUAAUGACAUAUUUCACUUCACCACAAACAGUUCACUCUACAAUUAUGCUGAUGACAACACAUUAUCUUAUGCAAAUAGAGAUAUAGACACCGUUAUCUCCACACUUGAAAAAGACAGUUUGGCUCUAAUAGAAUGGUUUUCUUCCAAUCAAAUGAAGGCAAACCCUGAAAAAUUUCAAGCUUUGGCAAUUGGCAAAAAAACAAUGGGCAAAAACAUUACAUUUGAUCUAGCAGAAGCUAUUGAUGAUCUUUUGAUAAGAGGACUUAUUAUUGAAUGUACUAAUGAUAAACCAUUAGUUGUAAAUCCUCUAACUGUUUCUGUUCAAAACAAUGGUAAAAAACGUUUAAUUUUAGAUCUACGUCAUGUAAAUUUGCAUCUGUGGAAGACAUCUGUGAAAUUUGAAGAUAUCCGUGUAGCUAUGCAAUUUAUUAAACAAGAUUUUUAUUGUUUUAAGUUUGAUAUACAUUCAGCUUAUCACCAUUUAGACAUAUACGAGCCGCAUACAGAUUACCUUGGUUUUUCUUGGACAUAUGGUGAAAGUACAAAGUAUUUUAAAUUUCUCGUCCUACCUUUUGGAUUGAGUUCUGCCUGUUAUAUAUUUACCAAAGUCACCAGGCCGCUAAUUAAAAAAUGGAGAGGUGAGGGUAAACAAAUUCUUAUGUAUUUAGAUGAUGGAUUUGGCACCCAUUCUGAUAUUAAUUCGUGUACAGAUAUUGCCGCACAAGUUAAACAAGAUCUUAUUGAUAGUGGGUUUGUACCCAAGGUUGAAAAAUUCAUGUGGUCUCCCAGUAAAACAUUGAUAUAUUUAGGCUAUUUUAUUGAUACAGACAAAGCUAUUCUGAGCAUUCCAGUUGAGAGACUGUCAAAAUUGUUUGAUACUAUUAUACAAGUUGAACAAUCUUUAGGUAAUUUAGGUAGAGUUUAUGUGAGAACUAUAGCUUCCGUUAUUGGCCAGAUUAUAUCCAUGUCGUAUGUUAUAGGAAAUGUGGCUUAUAUUUUGACUAAAUAUCUUAGUAUUGAUGUAAUGUCAGCUUGUUCUUGGAAAUCUUAUAUUGAACUUUCAGCUCAAAGUAAAGAGCAGCUUAUAUUCUGGAAGAAAAAUAUUAAAUGUGUUAAUUUUAAACAUUUUGUAUCCGAUUUUUCGUGUCACACUAUUGUUUAUAGUGAUGCUAGUGGCACUGGAUAUGGUGGAUACACAGUAGAAAAUCCUAAGAAUAUUGCUCAUGGUAUGUGGCAUGAAACCGAUGUACACCGUAGUUCUACUUGGAGAGAACUUACGGCUGUUGAAUGUGUAUUGCAUUCUUUGAUAGAUUUUAUGAGUGAUAAACGCAUUAAAUGGUUUACGGGUAACCAAAACGUUGUUUCAAUUGUUCAUAAAGACAGUAUGAAGCCUGAUUUGCAAGAUAUUGCAUAUGACAUUUUUGUGACUUGUUUAAAGUACAACGUGUCCUUAGAGGUUGAAUGGAUACCCAGGGCUCAGAAUGAAAUUGCAGACUAUAUUAGUCGUAUCAUAGACACUGAUGACUGGGCCAAACUAGGAUUUGGUUCUGAAUAUGUUUUAAUAUGA